This is a messenger RNA of Hirundo rustica (Barn swallow), 1944 nucleotides long. RefSeq names its product HEN methyltransferase 1 (gene HENMT1). The record is from RefSeq and is a predicted model, not a curated record. Lineage: Eukaryota; Metazoa; Chordata; Aves; Passeriformes; Hirundinidae. Bases 274 to 1428 code for a protein of 384 amino acids. Gene Ontology annotation, molecular function: RNA methyltransferase activity; O-methyltransferase activity. Gene Ontology annotation, cellular component: cytoplasm; nucleus. Gene Ontology annotation, biological process: siRNA processing; piRNA processing; RNA methylation. The transcript has 8 exons.
CCAUUAUAGUGACCUGUAAGCAGAAUUUCACAGGAUACCAGAAUCCAUAGCAUUGUAAGCCGGGCUAGUUCACUGCCUAUGGCGUUUCCCCUCUGCGGCACAGCAAACGCGGCACUAGACACAGCAGCCCCGCAAGGGGCUUGCAUGAGGAGCGUCGAGAUUCUUUGGGGCUUAGUGCAAUAAAGCAGGGACACCGCUCGCCGCCGCCAGUCACCUUUUAAUCACACUGAGGGAAGCUGGCACGGAUCAGUACAACAGCAUUGCCAGAAUACUAUGGAUAUGGAUAAGAACUCUCAAGAAGAGUUUACGCAAAUUAUUAAAUUUCAACCUCCUUUGUACAAACAACGCCACCAAUUCGUUAAAGAUUUAGUGGAGAAAUAUAAACCUAAGAAGGUGGCAGAUUUAGGAUGUGCUGAUUGCAGCCUUCUCUGGAUGCUGAAAUUCUGCAGUUGCAUUGAAGUGUUAGCUGGGCUAGAUAUCUGUGCAAAUGUAAUGAAAGAGAAAAUGCAUAUAUUGUCUCCUCUUCCUGUUGAUUAUUUGCAACCAUCUGAAAGAUCCCUAACUGUUACCUUGCAUCAUGGUUCAGUUGCCCAUAAAGAUCCUUGCAUGCUUGGUUUUGACUUGGUGACAUGUAUUGAACUAAUAGAACACCUGGAAGAAUCAGAGCUGAAGAAGUUUCCUGAGGUGGUGUUUGGUUUCAUGGCUCCAAGCAUAGUUGUGAUCAGCACUCCAAAUUCUGAAUUUAACCCUUUGUUUCCACGAGCGAUGUUAUACAGGCAUCCAGACCACAAAUUCGAGUGGAGCCAAGCACAGUUUCAAAGCUGGGCUCUAGAGACUGCUAGAUGCUAUAACUACUCAGUGGAAUUUACUGGUGUUGGGCACCCACCAGCAGGAAUGGAGAAGAUUGGGUUUUGUACCCAAAUAGGUGUGUUUGUGAGAAAAUAUCCUCAAACUGGUGAAUCUGUUCAGUCUGAGAAACCCACUGAACCAGUUUACAAAACAGUCUUCAAAGCAGUGUACCCAAGUCUUAAAGAUGAGAAGUACUUGCAGAAUGCAGUGAUCAGUGAAGUUAUUUUCACAGCCCAAAUCAUUAAGCAUCGUUUUAUGUCAAAACUGAAGGAGUACGGUGAUGAUCCUGAGAGAAAAUCCAAAUUGCAAUCUUCAAUGGACUGUUUUUCAGACUAUCUUGAAAAACUGGUUGUUGAAAAAAGCAUGGAACCAUUUGUCAGUGGAAAUGAGGUUUACAUACCUCUCACAACAAUCUUUUCUUUUCCCAAAGUGAAUCGACUUUGUGGUACCUUUGAGAAGUUAUGCAAGCUUAUUGCUGGCAAGGUCACACUGAACAGUGAUGGUUCUGCUGUGGUGUUCAAUAUUGAGCAUGAAAUGAAGAGAAUUAGAUCACAGAUUUCUCACAUGAAGUUCAGGUGAAGUAAUGAAAGUGGUUUUUUUAGAAGCUGUCAAUGGUGUGAUCUGUAUGCUAACUAGACCACAAAAUCAUUUCUAACCUUUCAUCACUGGUAUUUAUCUGUCAGCACCUCUCAUUGAGUGAAGGUGAGUGCUUCUGAUAGAGGUAACAGUAACUCAUAGGAGUUUCAAGCAGAGUAGCAGGGGCUAAAAGGAAAUAAUUAAUUCCCAAGAAGAGAAUUGAGUAUUUCUGUUUGCUUUCUAUUGCUUUAUGGUAGCUAUCGUUACUAGAUUAUUUCUGGUAGCCUCUUGUUAGUUUCAAGGAUAGUUUGUUUUACCAUCUACUGUGUUGUGCUGAAUAAUGUGUCAGACAUAAGUUUAGGGCAAGUUUUUUCUUAGUUUCUAUAAAAUUUAUGGAUGCCUUUUUCAAGAUGAAUACAUAUUCAACCUUGAUGAAAACCAAAUGUUGUUCCAGCUGAAUUUAAAUAUGGAACUGGCAUCUUUGUUCUGUUUUUGAAAAAAAAAAAUUAAAAAUUAAAG